Molecule: messenger RNA, 2620 nt
Organism: Aspergillus ochraceoroseus IBT 24754
Lineage: Eukaryota; Fungi; Ascomycota; Eurotiomycetes; Eurotiales; Aspergillaceae
Product: putative RING and UBP finger domain protein
Exons: 2
Coding region: 271-2421 (716 amino acids)
Biological process (GO): protein ubiquitination; Ras protein signal transduction
Cellular component (GO): cytoplasm
Molecular function (GO): ubiquitin protein ligase activity; zinc ion binding
Source: RefSeq, a predicted model, not a curated record
UCGACUAGCCACGACUAUAUUCCAACGAAAAGAAGCCAGCUAGGGGUAAUCCAGCACCAAACAGCCUUCGCAGGCGUCGAUCGCGAUGUUGAGUUUCUAGAAACUUGCCACCAUGCUUGGAUUGCACGUGACCCACGCCACCUUAGGAUCGGCGGGGUGAAGCGGAAUUUCAAGAUACAUCAUAACCUCACGACCGGCAAAACACAGAGGGAUGCUAUGCUGAGCUGAGCUACCUUGGGAACCCUCUAGCAUCAUGAGCCAUCGACCGGGAUGCCCUCAUACUUUUAUCAUCUCGCGAUCGAACUAUUCUCACGCCCUCAGUCUGACCUAAGAAGGGCCUUUGGGGUUUCGAACAACGACAAUAACAACAAUAAUAGCAACAAUCCACCCCUGACGACUUCACUUUCGUUUGAUUCUGCAUGUGAAGCUCUCCUUCCCUUCCAGAAGCGACCGUCCAGCACCAGUCGAAGCUCUCGUACUCACUUACACAACCGGAACCACCGAUGCGAUCCGGCCGAAACUCCCCAACCCUCCGCAUUUACAUCAACGACAACAGGGACGACAACCAGUUCCCACCCCUCCUCUACACCGCUCUAUCCGUACAGUAAGUCGCCUACUACCGCCUCCGAUCUCGAAAGGGACCUCAGACUCGACAAAGUCUCCGUUGAAUGUAUCGAUAUGGUCUCCCCGGUCCGUGAAAGCGAGAACCCCGUUACAACGGGGAUAGGCACAGAUAUCCUGGGCGGGUUACGUACAAAGGGCUUGUACGUUCCCCUUGACCAGAAAUCUUCCGAAAGUGUCUGGGGUAUUGUCCAUCUUUACCGUGAUGCAAGGGAGACGCCGUACCUAGUUGAGGAGGAGUAUCCGGCUGAGUUGAAGGGGUCUGCGGCUGCGGCGCAGCGACGGAAAUCGCAUUACGAUGAGGCUGUUGGGCUGGGGAGCAGUAGUGGUAGUAUUGGUGGCAAUAGUGGUGAAAGGGCCUCUGGGCCCGGGGAUAAUGAGAACUGCACCACGCUCUGUGUGCUUGCGGUGCCGUCUUAUAUGUCCGCGUCGGAUUUUUUAGGGUUCGUGGGGGAGGCGACGAUGGAUGAUGUGAGUCAUUUUCGGUUGAUAAGGACAGCAAGGGCGAAUCGGUAUAUGGUUUUAAUGAAGUUUCGGAAUGGGAAGAAGGCGAGGGAGUGGCAGAGGGAGUGGAAUGGGAAGGUGUUUAAUAGUAUGGAGCCGGAAACGUGUCAUGUUGUCUUUGUAAAGACUGUUGAGAUUCAAGCCGUCGAUCCGGAUGGACAGAAUUCUCUACCGGCCGUUCAACAGGCUACACUUACUCCUACGUCGUCGACAAACCAGCCAACAAGCAGUAUAGCUUCCGCAUCGCUCUCGACUAAACCCGUCGCCCCUCCUACCCCGUCUCUGAUCGAGCUUCCGACGUGUCCUGUUUGCCUGGAGCGAAUGGACGAGACGACUGGCUUGCUUACCAUCAUAUGCCAGCAUGUCUUUCACUGUACAUGUCUCCAGAAGUGGAAAGGUAGCGGCUGCCCAGUCUGCCGGUACACACAAGACGAAUACCGCAAAACCAGCCAGGGCCUACCCUUCGAUGAUGAACCGGCUGAGUGCAGCGUGUGCCGCUCGGACCUAAAUCUCUGGGUUUGUCUCAUCUGCGGUAGCGUCGGCUGUGGCCGCUACGAUGGUGCGCACGCCUUCGCCCACUAUAGCCAAACCUCGCACGCCUUCGCUUUGGAUCUCGCCACCCAGCGCGUAUGGGACUACGUCGGCGACGCCUACGUGCACCGCAUCAUUCAGAGCAAAACUGACGGCAAGCUCGUAGAGCUCCCCGCCGCCGAUAACAGCGCCCUCGAUCCACCAGAUUGGACCGACGCGGUGCCCCGCGAAAAGCUCGAGAACAUGAGCGUCGAAUACACCCACCUGCUCACCAGUCAACUUGAGAGUCAACGAGCGUACUUCGAAGGCAUCCUCGAGCGCGCAGUUGACAAGGCUUCCCAGGCCAGCGCGGCCGCCUCCUCCGCCCAAGAAGCAGCAGAAACCACCACCGCCCGCUUUAGCACCCUCCAAACCCAGUACGAAAAGCUAUCCGGUGAAACCAUUCCAGGCCUUGAGCGAGACAAGGCACGCGCCGAGAAGCGAGCCGAGAAAUUCGAAGCCAUGGCCCGCAAGAUGGAGUGCGAGUGGCGCGAGGAAAAAACCAUAAAUGAGAGUCUCAUGCAGCGGAUCGAACAUCUCACUACGGAAGUUGAGAGUCUCAAAGCGACGAAUCUCGAUCUCGCCGAGCAGAACCGUGACUUGACCUUCUUUAUUAGCGGGUCGGAGCGGUUGAAGGAUCAGAGCGAGGAUAUCGUUCAGGGUACACUUAGUGUUCCUGAUCCGCCGAGUAAUUCGAAGAAAAAGGGUAAGGGGAGGAAGCGGUAGCUUUUGACACAUACCCCGUACCGAUAUUAGUAUCUGUGGCCCUGGCAUUUAUUUAAUCAUAUUAUUAGCCCCCAAGGGGGUUAACUAGAGGUCCAGAGUUGGUCUAGUAGAGCCAGCUCCUAGACUGCUUUGCUUCGCUAUACUAUUAGAUAGAAAGAACCUAUUCACUAUAUCUAAUUCAUGCUCAACCAUCACACAC